AUGAUGUUUUCAAUCACACUUUUUGCUGCUGUGGGCACGGCUAUCUCUAUGAUUUCUUUGGUUAUUGCCACUUACGAUCUCAACUCGAAAGCCAACCUCGCUCUCUACUAUGGGCAAGGUCCGAAUCAAAAACCCUUAGCGCACUUUUGCAACUCUUCAAGCGUCGAUAUUAUCCCAAUUGGUUUCGUCAACAUCUUUCCAUCUCUGGCGAAUGGACUGGUGGCCGAGAAUUUCGGAAACCAGUGCUGGAAUGGUAACUAUACCGGGCCUGGGUACAAUGGUGUCAACAACCCGGCAAACAACUUUCUGUACAGGCAAUGCCCACAGCUUCAAGAGGAUAUUUACUACUGCCAAACGCAAACGAAGAAGAAAAUUCUUCUGUCUCUUGGUGGUGAAGGGGGCAACUACCAGUUGAAUGGGAAGGCGGACGGAGAAUACCUGGCUGAUUUUCUGUGGGGUGCAUACGGCCCAUAUAAUGCGAGCUGGGUGGCUGCCGGAGGUGUCCGUCCACUGGACCGAGGAUACAACAACGCUGAUCCGUCGAAGACGAUUGAUAUUGAUGGAUUCGAUUUUGAUAUCGAGCGACAAUCAACUGACUCGCAAGUCGGUUACAUCGCUGCGAUCAACAGACUCCGUGUUCGCUUUGCCCAAUAUAAGCAGCUCAACUCUUGCUCCAAGACCUACCUGAUCUCUGGAGCACCACAAUGUCCUCUCCCAGAGCAAAAUAUGGGACUAACGAUCACCAACGCCAAGUUCGAUAUACUUUUCAUUCAAUUUUACAACAACGGGGCAAAUGGAUGUACUGCUCGCAACUACUCCAGCAGCACCAACAAGGCAACGAGUGGGUUUAACUACAACAAAUGGGUCACCUUUGUCAACAGCGGCGCCAGUGCGGGCGCAAAACUCUAUAUCGGUCUCCUUGGAUCCAACUAUGCUGGAACUGCAAGUGACUACAUCUUAGCUUCCGAGGCAAAGCCUCUCAUUGCCGCUUAUCAUGGAGCUACGCAAUUUGGAGGUGUGAUGCUCUGGGAGGCUACCUACGCCGAGAACAAUAAUGCCGUUACCGGAUAUCCAGGAAUGAACUAUUACCAGAUCAUCAAGAGCUUCCUGGCUCCUUAUGCGCCAACGGUCACCUCCACCACAGCCAUCUGCGCCACGACAACGUCGCGAUCCGUACCAACCUCCAAAAGCUCGACCACCAGUUCGAGACUCACCACGACGAAGAUUACGACAGCCUCAUCGACCUCAUCAUCCACCAAGCCGCCGACUUCUUCAUGCACGGGGCUAGCUUUAGCAACCCCAAAGCCGUCAACCGCCCUCUGUGGCAUCAAAGCCAAUUUCAUUGCCAAGGCAGGAUCUGGUGCGCUAACCUCCUACUCGACCGGCCCGUACGUCGCCAGCUACCAAGCCUGCGCCGCGCAAUGCAUCGCGACCUCGACCUGCACCAACGUCUACUUCGUCCAAGGCAGCACCUGCAACCUGAAGUACGGCCCCGUCUCGUACGUCGUCAACACUAGCGGCGUCAACGCCUACAGCCUCUACACCACCGACUGCUUCCAGUGCGCGACCUGCCCCAACGCGGCUCUCGCCUCGCCCGCACCAGCCGGAUCCAUCUGCAACGUCCCGGGAAACAGCAUCCCCGCGGCCGGAACGGGCACCCUGGUCGCGUACGGCGCGGGCAGCCCCUACGCAGCUACUCUGCGGGCAUGUGGCUCCGUCUGUUUCGCAACGGCGGGCUGUACUAACGUUUACUUCGUCGCGGGGAGUCACUGCAAUCUGCAUUACGGGCCGACGACUUAUACGCAGCACGUUCUUUUGACCGUUUUCCCUGUCUUUGAAGCCAUAUCAUACGUCUGGGGCGAUCCGUUAAAAUCGCAAGAGAUCACACUUGACGGCAAGAUUCUCCCAAUCACCCAGAGUCUCUUCACUGCUCUACAGCAUCUCCGUCAUGGUGAAAGGGAAAGAUAUCUCUGGGCCGAUGCAAUUUGUAUCAACCAGGGCGUCGACGAGGAAAAGAGUGAACAGCAUUCUUUGAUGGGAAAGAUAUAUUCUCAGGCAGAGCGAUUUCUGAUCUGGAUCGGAGAAGAUGGCGACGAAAAUGCAGAGACGGCGUUCAGCUACUUCUCGCGGAUACAUGCACUUCUGAGUCCGCGUCAGAAUCGAGACCAGCUUCGGCAGCGCAUGCGAGGCAUAUCGUAUCCGUGA
Messenger RNA from Drepanopeziza brunnea f. sp. 'multigermtubi' MB_m1, 2205 nucleotides. RefSeq lists its product as uncharacterized. Lineage: Eukaryota; Fungi; Ascomycota; Leotiomycetes; Helotiales; Drepanopezizaceae. Gene Ontology annotation, molecular function: chitinase activity. Gene Ontology annotation, biological process: carbohydrate metabolic process. Gene Ontology annotation, cellular component: extracellular region. The record is from RefSeq and is a predicted model, not a curated record.